ACUAGGCUUGAGUUGUAAGUGUACCAUUCUGUGUACUAGUGUUUGUGAAUGAAUACAAUGGUAGAGAGUUAGUAAAUCUAAAGACAUUAACAAAAAAAUAUCAAAUAGUAAACGUACAUAAUUUAUCACCGUCCCCAAUGCCUACAUUUGAAAUGAAAGUGACUGUUAUUUUGAGUGCGGUUUUUGCAGCGAGGAUUUUCCAGCUGGCAGCUUCCAGUGAUAGGUGCACAACAACGACUCAAUAUGGGUUAGUAAGAGGAAAACCUAUGACAUCUCGGAAUGGAAGAGAAUUCUGUGCCUUUUUGGGAAUACCUUAUGCAGCUCCUCCAAUAGGAAAACUGCGUUUUAUGCCUCCUCUCUACCCGACAUCUUGGGAAGGUGUAAAAGAUUCCACAGAAGAAAGUGACAAAUGUUUGCAAAAAGAACCGGGUGGUUCUGAAGAUUGUCUUUAUCUAAAUGUGUUCACUCACAGCACAAACUCCUCCAGUUCAUUCCCAGUUAUGGUAUUUAUCCAUGGUGGAGGAUUUUUCAUGGGUUCUUCCUCUUUAGGCUGGACAGGCCCAGAAUACCUGAUGGAGAAAGAUAUUUUGCUGGUGAUCAUACAAUAUAGACUCGGACCAUUUGGCUUUUUGAGUACUGAAGACACAGUGGUUCCUGGCAACAUGGGUUUGAAAGACCAAGUGAAGGCGUUACAAUGGGUUCGGGACAACAUAGAAUCAUUCGGAGGUGACAAAGACAAAGUGACAAUAUUUGGUAACAGCGCGGGCAGUGCUUCUGUACAUUACCAUAUGAUGUCUCCGACAAGUCAAUCACUGUUCUCUAGAGCUAUCAGCCAGAGUGGAACAGCUGUAAGUAGUUUUGCACUGAUUGGAAAAGGUAAAGCAAAAAGAGACACAGAAAAGCUAGCAGACAAGUUAAACUGUUUUAGCACCAGUUCAGAAGAAAUUCUUAACUGCCUACAGGACAAAACAGCGACUGAAUUGCUCCAACAGUUUUUAAAACUUCUCAAAUCCAAAUACGGUCAAUCUGAUAAAUUAUUCCGCCCUGUUGUCGAAGUAAACACCGAACAUGCUUUUUUGACCAAACAUCCACUAACGUUCACCACUCACAAACCAUGGCUUGUCGGUCUAAACGCUAAAGAAGGACUUUGGAGGGUAGAUCAGCGGGUGAACAAUACAAUCAACUACAUUGAAACCGACUUUGAAAACUUUGGUCCGUUCAUGACCCAAUUUGCAGAUUUGUAUUCAAACUUGGAUGAAAUAAUGAAUCAAACUUAUCAGUUUUAUUUUGAAAACCCCAAAUCGACGGAAGAUUUAGCAAUGUCUCUGGAACAAUUGACAACAGACACCUGGUUUGCAUGGCCGACAGAGUUGGCGAUUACACACCACCAAGGUCCGUUGUACUACUACUUGUACGACCAUUUAGCGAGGUACACUUACUCACAAAUGUACCACAUAGAGCCAAUACAUAGAGGAGCGAUUCACACCGAUGAGUUACUCAUGUUGUUCACUCAGAACGGUACUUUUCCACCAGUGACUGGAGAAGAUUUGAACAUAUCAGAGCUGAUUGUGGAUCUAUGGACCAACUUUGCGACAAAUGGUAGCCCGACACCAACCCCAGUUAGCAGUAACCCUCAAGACGACUCUGCCGAGAAUAUAACAUGGACCGAGUCCGGGAACUCUGAUCCGACGUUUUUCCAUAUUCAAACCAACAAAUUGUCAAUGGAGACCAAUCUAUUUCCGGAGAGGAUGAGGUUUUGGAGACGAGUUGAAUUUCACAGAGUAGAAUGAGAGCAUGAAAUACGGUAGGAGUAUUAAAAUCUUAAAUAUUUAUGUAAUUAUCUUAUUCAGUUUUAUUUUCUUGAGAAAUACUAGUGAAAACAUUAUAUUUGAUUAAAAAUAUCCAAAUCAUAAAAUAAUUCAAUAUUUCUUACGGGUUGGCAAAAGAUACAAUAAAUAACACAGAUUUUAGUUACAAUUUUAGUCUCUAAACAAAUUUAAACAAAGUUGGAAGUCAAAAUGUUAAUAUUUUUACGUUUUAACAUUAAAUAUAUGAACUCUUUAUACUUUUACAGGAAUCUAUUUAUUAUUUUAUUAUAUUAAAGUCAUAAUAAGCAGAUGAAAUUAUUUAAGUGUUGGGCAUAUUAGAAAUGUCUUCAAGCCUAUUAUUAUCAAAUUAAAAUGUUUGGAUUUUAUGUUUAUCGUUGUGUGCUCAGGUGACUAAUAAAAUGUUAAAUGGAUUUUAACAGUUUUAAAAAGUGUUGUUGAAGCUGAAGGUAUUACCAAACCAAGAAUAAAUAUGUUUUUACAAAUUGGUUGUGUAAAAUUGUAUUUAUUUAUACAACUGUAUAGCAAGUUGUUUAUGAUCUUAAUACAAUAUUUGUUUAUAGUUAAGUUUUCCAGUAAUAGAUUAGUUAACAAGAAGAAGAUAUCAAAGGAAAACAAACAUUUUUGUUAGGAGUUUCUAGUAUAAACCAGAAAAUAGUUUUUGCCGACUUGUCUUGACAAUCAUGAUGUCCGUGAUGGACAACCGUUAGUUAAUUCUUGACAAAGGUUUUAUUGUGUAUUUAUUAGUACUAAUGUUAAAAUUAUCAGCUCUUCUUAGAUGUUUAAAUGUUAUUUUGAUUGUUUUUCUCAUUCUAUUGGAUAUAUUUUAUAUUGCAGUUCUACGUACAUUAAAGCUUAUACAUACAUAUUUUUGGUGAUUUAUGU
Molecule: messenger RNA, 2711 nt
Organism: Macrosteles quadrilineatus (aster leafhopper)
Lineage: Eukaryota; Metazoa; Arthropoda; Insecta; Hemiptera; Cicadellidae
Product: juvenile hormone esterase-like
Exons: 1
Coding region: 138-1790 (550 amino acids)
Source: RefSeq, a predicted model, not a curated record